Molecule: messenger RNA, 426 nt
Organism: Colletotrichum orchidophilum
Lineage: Eukaryota; Fungi; Ascomycota; Sordariomycetes; Glomerellales; Glomerellaceae
Product: pectate lyase
Exons: 3
Coding region: 1-426 (141 amino acids)
Biological process (GO): pectin catabolic process
Cellular component (GO): extracellular region
Molecular function (GO): pectate lyase activity
Source: RefSeq, a predicted model, not a curated record
AUGUGCUUCCCCAAGGUUUGCAUCGUGGCUUUGCUGGCGGCUGUACCCAGCACCCUCGCCUUUCUCGGAUACGAGGGCGGUGUUCCCGUUGCAACUUACACCAAGACCAACGGCAAUUACAUCGAGGUCCCCAUGGCCACUGUUUACGACGGUGAUGCCGCUGCUGUCUUCCUUCCCAGCCGUCAUGCAACUCUAAAGAAUGCUACCAUUGGUAAAAACCAGAAGGAGGGUCUUCACUGCGGUGGCUCUUGUACUCUCGAGUUUGUGUGGUUUGAAGAUGUCUGCGAGGAUGCCAUCACUCGUGUACGCAAUGUCUACGUCGAGGGUGUUACCGCCUACAACGGCAGCGGAGUAGUUGGCAUCAACACCAACUACGGCGGCAUCGCCAUCAUCAAGAACGUCUGGACCGAUGCCAAGGUCAUGUGA